Diospyros lotus (date-plum) is the source of this 574-nucleotide messenger RNA. RefSeq lists its product as uncharacterized. The coding region runs from base 40 to 381 and encodes 113 amino acids. Lineage: Eukaryota; Viridiplantae; Streptophyta; Magnoliopsida; Ericales; Ebenaceae. The transcript has a single exon. The record is from RefSeq and is a predicted model, not a curated record.
UAUAGAGAUAGAGAGAGAGACAGGGGGGGAGAGAGAGAGAUGGAGAUGGAAGGGUUGCAAAGGUCUGCAAUGUCAUUCAGAAGGCAAGGCUCAUCAGGGCUGGUUUGGGAUGACAGGUUCUUAUCAGGAGAGCUCAACCAAGUAGCAAACCCAAAGAAAGAAGAAGAAGCAGAGGAUGGAGGCGAAGACAAGCUCAAGGUAGAAGUAGAAUCCAAAGAGCCAACGAGAUCAGAGCAAAGGUAUCAUCGGACGGCUAAGGAUGUUGCUCCCACAAUUGACCCUCCUUCUCCCAAGGUCUCCACCUGUGGCUUCUGUACCAUGUUUGGCAAAUCCCACAAACCUAACAAAUCAGCCAAACGUAAGCCCAAGUUCUUAAAGUGAUCAUUCCAUUAAUUUCCCCCUUUCCCUUCUGGACAGUGGCUUGCUUCGUCUUCUUCUGGGUGCUUUUAGGUUUUUUCUUUUUGGUUGCUGGGAUUUUGAUGUUCUUGAUGUCUUUAGAUAUAUACAUGAUUGUAUAAACAUAUUAUAUAUAUAUAUAUAAAGAUAUCUGUCUCAAUACCAAUUGAGGUGUAAA